Messenger RNA from Paramisgurnus dabryanus, 3435 nucleotides. RefSeq lists its product as uncharacterized. Gene Ontology annotation, biological process: cellular response to lipopolysaccharide; negative regulation of T cell proliferation; immune response. NCBI's taxonomy places the organism in Eukaryota, Metazoa, Chordata, Actinopteri, Cypriniformes, Cobitidae. The record is from RefSeq and is a predicted model, not a curated record. Gene Ontology annotation, cellular component: external side of plasma membrane.
AUGUUGGUGAAGCGUUUUAUAGUGUCAGGAUCUAGUCCCUCCAUAUCUGCAUAUGUGGGUGAGGACGUAACACUGAGCUGCUCUGUGAACUCUCACAUCAAACCUGAAGAGAUUGAAGAGGUUUCAUGGAAGAAAAUAAAUAAAGAUGAAGAAAUCCUGGUUCUGCUCUAUGAAAACAAUAAAACUCUAUCAGAAUCAUCAGAUGAGCGAUACAGAGACAGAGUUGAGUUCUUCGCUGAUGAAAUCCACAGAGGAAACUUCUCUCUCAGACUGAAGAGAAUCAGAACUGAAGAUAAAGGAGUUUACAUCUGUCAAGUGUUUGCUGGACAACUUUCAGCAAACACAACUGUAAUACUGGAUAGACUGGGUUUCUCUGGUUUACACAUAUUGGUGUUGAUUCUGUGCAUUGCUGCAUGUGGAUCUGCUCUUCUGUUCUGGACUCUCAUCUACUGUAUAUCAAACAACACAGAGUUUGUUGUGAAUCAUUCUAGUCGGACAUGUCAUGAUCUGGGAAAGUCUGUGGAUCUGCCCUGUUUCAUUGAUCCACGUUUACUGAAUGAUAGUCUUAAGGUGGAAUGGAGAAGAUCAGACGCGGAGACUCUUGUUCAUCUGUAUCAAGAUGAAGAUAUUAGACCGGAGGCUCAGCAUCAAGAUUAUCAUGAUAGAGCUCAUUUCUUCACUGAAGACAUUAAACAUGGAAACUUUUCACUCAAGUUGAAGGAUCUGAGAGAAGAAGAUAAAGGAGUCUAUACAUGUACAGUUUACAGUGGACAGAGAUCUGUGUUUUCCAUCAGCACAAAACUGAUACUUGGGAUAUUUGUGAAUCUUUCAUUUGCUCCUCUGGGAGAUUCAGUGGUUCUGCCCUGUUCCAUUAGUCCUGAGUUAUUAAAGAAAAAGCUGAAGGUGGAAUGGAGAAGAUCAGAUUCAGAGACUCUUGUCCAUCUGUAUGAAGAUGGAGACAUUAGACCAAAGGCUCAGCAUCAGGAUUAUCAUAAAAGAGCUAAUUUCUUCAAAGAGAAGAUUAAAAAUGGAGACUUCUCUCUCCAGUUGAAGAAAGUGAGAGCUGAAGAUAAAGGAGAAUACACAUGUAAAGUUUACUGUGAGGACGAUUCACCACUUUCACUCAACAACACUUUAAAACUGGGGUUUUGUGUGGAUUGCACUGUGGUUUCUCAGGGAGGUUCAGUGCUUUUGCCCUGUUCCACUAAUAUACGUUUCAUAACUGAUAGUAUUAAGGCAGAAUGGAGAAGAUCAGACUCACAGACUCUCAUUCAUCUGUAUCAAGAUGGAGAUAUCAAACCAGAGGCUCAACAUCCGGAUUAUCAUGAUAGAGCUCAUUUCUUCACUGAAGACAUUAAACAUGGAAACUUAUCACUCCGACUGGACCACAUAAGGACUGAAGAUGAGGGACAAUACACAUGUGAAGUUUACAGAGGGCAGAAUUCUGUGUUUUCUGGCAACACAAGUUUGACACUCAGACUACUACCCACAGUUUUUCGCCUUCAAAUGUUUCUGGUCUUCUGUCCAAAUCUCAUCAUGUUCUUUGCUUUUAUCUUCUGGGGUCUUUCUGAAGGAUCUGUGAAUGAGACGAUCUUUUGCUGUGGUCUUUAUAUUCUCAGACCUCUCAUGUUGCUCUUUGCUGCUCCAUAUAUAAAUGAGUUUACAGGCAACAAUAAUUGGUGGUUAAAGUAUAUGAGUUAUAGAACAGAAUAUCUUGUUUUCUCAACUGUUCUUUAUUCAGUUCUUUUUUAUUCAUCCUGGGGAAAAGGUUUGAGUUUUGCUGGAUUUAAAGGUGUUUUGAUGAUAAUCCUCUUUGGAAUAGUUCUUCUGGUUUGCAUCUUCUUUAUUAUUUUCUCGUUGGCUGAGAUCUCUGGGAAAGUAAGUGAAAGGAUAACUUACAUAUUCCGUGUUCUGUCUGCUGUAAUCCGUGAUGUUCUGCUCUCAUUACAAUUCAUCCUCCUGUUCUACAUGUUUGGAUCAGCCGAAGGAGGUUUCUUCAUUGUUGCUGUUUUACCUGUGAUAACAACCUCGACCAAUUACAACUGGAAUAUUACAUGUGGGCAAAAGAUGGGAUGUUCACCUUUGGCCAGGAGAUCAGUAUGGUCUACAAUGAUGUUAUUGCUGACUGCAGUAAUGAUGUAUUUCUACAUCAUGGCACUGGAAAAUGAAAAAGAUUGUGUUGGAUGGGCCUGCGUGAUUGGAUUUCUUCAAGUAUUAUGGAUAGUUUGGAAAUGUUUGGGGUCACAUGGAGAUUAUAAUUUCAUUCGUAUCACUGCUGUGUAUGUGUUUGGAUCAGUUGUUGUUGUUUUAAUCAGCGCUCUUUCAUUGAUGACUGAACUGAUACUGAAAACAGUUAAUAGUGAAGGUUUAAUGGGAGAUCUGAGAAUCACUGUGUUUUCGUCUGAAAUCCUCUUUACUCUGUCUGUGCUGAUGUUAAUGAUAUUUGCACCAUGGAUCAAAAAGGAUCUGCAGUAUUGUCAGAUUGGAGCAAGAUGUAAACAAAAGCAAGACAACAGAUCAGACCAACAUUCUGCAACUGCAGCAGCAGGUUCAGAUGAAACUCAAGUUAGUGGAUCAAACCAGAACACAGCAGAAUCUCAUAAAACGCAAUCUCUACUAAAGACUGAAGAUCAGGAUGCUGGAGGAACUGGAAGUACAGCAGAAACUAAGCUUGAUUCAGUGAAAUCACAAACAUGAGAGAAGAUCAUUGAGAUUCAUCAUGAAGACUAUCAACAUCAAACAUUGCUUGUCAAGUGCUUUUCAGUGGUCUUAAUGGAUGUACAGAAUGACUUUUGCAUUCAAGUCAGAGAUGUGGAUUCAGACUGCAAUUAAUUACCGCACGACCUUGGUGUUUGUAAAAAAAACAAUUGGUACUUGUAAUUAGGCCAGGAAUUUUUACGUGGGUGGUCGGAGAAAGGCAAGGACAUUCUGGAUUCGGAUACCUUACGUCCCCAUGAGAAACAUUGACCAUUCUAAGAGGAAGUAAUUACCAUAUUUAAUCUGAAAGAUGAUGGAUAUGUAUUGCGGAUUGCUUAAGGUUGAGUAAAUCAUGGGGUAAUUUUGAUGUAUCAAAGAUUUUUUUUCUUUUUGUGAAUUGAAAAUGUGUAAAUAUGAUUAAGAGUUGUUUCAUUCAUUUUGUAGUAACAUUUGCUUUGUAAAAAUAAGUUUGAUUUUUAAGAUUCAGCCUAGUUGUAACUAAAAUAUAAACAAAAUAAAUCUGCAGAAAUUAUCCAUGCUCUAGUACAGUAGUAUGUCAGUAAAGGAUUGUAACUUCAGUAAUUCUUCAAUUGCUGGUCUGAAACUUUUAAACAGAAUAUUUUAAGUCAUUAUUUGUGCAUCUGAAACAAAUAUUUUGCAAUGCCCUUGUCUGCGUCUUAAUGCAGCUUAUAGAGACAGAGCGCAGCGCGUCAUAACCUGAAAACCACUCCCACCGGG